Messenger RNA from Trichomonas vaginalis G3, 2319 nucleotides. RefSeq names its product delta adaptin-related family. Gene Ontology annotation, biological process: Golgi to vacuole transport; protein targeting to vacuole. The record is from RefSeq and is a predicted model, not a curated record. The coding region runs from base 1 to 2319 and encodes 772 amino acids. The transcript has a single exon. Gene Ontology annotation, cellular component: endosome membrane; membrane coat; AP-3 adaptor complex. Lineage: Eukaryota; Parabasalia; Trichomonadida; Trichomonadidae.
AUGAUUUCCGUCACACCAAGGCUAAUUGAUACAGUGAGAGGAUAUUUCGUUGCACGACGUGAUGGAAAAGCUGAAAAGUAUUAUGCUGAUCGUGUUGAUAUCAUUAAAGCCGGGCUUAUUUCUGAUGAUGUUAAUGAAAUCUCUGAAUCUGUAAGAGAAGUCAUAUUUUUCGAUUUAAUUGGAUAUGACACAUCAUUUUCAGAGUUUGGAAUUCUGGAAUUAAUGUCUCACAACGAUUUCUCAGCAAAACUUGUUGGAUACACAGCAUCAACGCAAAUAUGGAAGGCCGAUUCACCAGUAGUGUUGAUGGCAACAAACAGAAUUCAACGUGAUCUUACUUCAACUAGUUUUCAUUACGCAGAUUUCGCAUUAUCAUCAUUCUCUCGUUAUUUAUCGCCAUCACUAGCCAAAAAUCUUGCUCCUGAAGUCAUUGCUCUUAUGUCUUCUACAAAAACAUUCGUUAGACAAAAAGCAAUCAUUACUUUUUACCAUGUCUGCUUAAAAUACCCAGAAGCACUUAAAGUUGGCUUCUCAAUACUUCGUUCUUGCUUGAGUGAUGACAAUAAAUCAAUAGUUUUUACAACUCUCACGGUAAUGAACGAAAUUUGUUCACAUAACGCUUCAAUAUUCAUCAAUCUCAUACCAAAGUUUUACAAAAUGAUUACAAGUGUUACAAGCAAUUGGAUUUUACUACGAUUAAUCUCUUUACUCAAAAAAAUCGCAUUAUCAGAGCCAAGACUUCCGAAAAAGCUUGCAGGACCAUUCCAAACUGUCAUAGAGACAACAUCAUCCGUAUCUGUCGUGUUUGAAUGCGUUCGCGCCAUGUUAGAAAUUCCAAUUCCAGAUAAUAAGCUUUUUACGAUUGCCGUUCAGAAGAUUGAGCAGUAUCUGACCCAUCCAGAGCCAAAUCUCCGCUUUUUAUGCAUGCAAAUCUUUGUUGAACUGAUAAAAGUCGAACCAAACUUAGUUGCCGGCCAUAAAGACCUUAUUUCGGGUUCACUUGACUCACCAGAUGAAGCGACGAAGCUUUUGGCCCUUGAUCUUCUCGUUGCCCUUGCAAAUGAAGAAAAUAUCGACAGUAUUGUCGGUAAAUUCUUCAUCCAGUUCAAGAAAUCCACAUCUCUUCAGUUCAGAAACCUUAUUCUCACUAAGACGAUCAAGCUCUGUGCCUCAGAAAACUACAAUCUCAUUACAGAUUUCGAUUGGUACAUAAACGUCUUAUUUGACUUCGUAGAAGAGGGUGAAUUUACAUGUUAUGACAUUCUCGCGACCCAAUUCCUUGAUCUUGCCCGCAGAGUUCCUUCAACUCGAGAUCAUCUCGUUGAAUCCUGCACAACGAUCUUCAGCAAGCCCAAUUUCAGAGAUGCGACCGAACUGUUAUUGGCUUCCUCGCACAUUGUUGCUGAAUAUUCCAAGAAUUCGCUUCCAAUCAAAAAAGUUUUACAACCUGUCAUUGCAAACUGCACAGAAAGAGUACAGGCAAGCUGCGUUGACACAGCAUUCAGGCUGUACCUCAGAGCUUCUGACGAAGAAGAGUUUUCUGCAAUGGAAACACUAUUUGAUUUAAGGUUGCCACUUUUUUGUUCAUCCACUUUUCCAGAAGUUUACGGGCGUGCAUAUUCUGUUCAAAAGAUAAUUAAUAUAUUGAGAAAAGAUCACCAAUCAUAUACAUUCCGAAAUAUCCAGAAAUCUCUUGCAACUGAAGAAGAUGCGAUUAUGAAAGAAGAUCUUAAGAAACCGGAAGGUUUUGAUGAUCCUAUUCCUCUGUUUGAGGAAGACAAAGAAGAAAUAGAACGCGAGAAGGCUGCAGAAGUCGCAAGAAUCACUCAAGAAGAAAUGAUUUCAGAUGAUGAGAAAAUUUAUGGCUUGAAGAAGUCAAGAAGGAGAAAACAGGAUACAACAAAAGAGAAGGUUGUAAUAUUGGACGCUGAUUCUUUGUUUGCAGAGAAAGAUAAAAAUUCAACGACUAAUAAGGUCAAUAAGUUCCUUGAAUCAGGUUUGGCAUCAGUAAAAAUCGAUGAUGAUGAAGAUGAUACACCAAAACAACCUCAAAUCGAAAAGAAAGAAGAAAUUCCUCAGAAAAUUGAAAAAGAAGAAGAGAAACCAAUGCCAAAACUCAGAUCAAGAAAACCUGGAAACAAAUUAGCAGAGGCCUUAGCUUCUUCUGCUACAGAAACUGAUAAAGAAGUUCAUGUUCUCGAAAGUACUGAAUCUACCCUGAAAAAGAGAAGAAGACAUCACCAUCAUAACAAUGAUGAAAAGAAAGAAAUUAAAGAAGAAGGAACUUCUGAAAAUACAAAUGACGGAAAUAAUAUUUAA